AUGCACUGUGAUACCUAUUAAACGUUUAAGCGCCGACGGUCUUUGCCUCCAAAUAAUACCGUCGAAAACCACUCCUCCAUUGAUCCUACGUACGUGAUAAACGCGGUGAUAACAUUAAUCAAAACGUGUAAACACACAUACCUACCCACAUCGUUCGUUUUAUUAUUAUAUUGCAAAUAUUUUAUUACCACUAUAUUAAAUAAUACCGAGUUAUUAUCGACGCGGGCAUCGGCUCGUGGUCACGAGAAAUCGAUCGUUUUCAGACGACUAAAUCGCCGAAUACCGCGCGGGAGACGACACGUCCGGUCGUCGUGCGGAUUAAUCGUCGGGCCGCCGCGGACGUACGACACGGUCGGGCGCGCGAACUCUACACAUCCGAUCCGUUUUCCGUCCGCGCGCUUUGUUCGUACUCGCCGAUAAAGCCGACGUUUUCGUUGAAGGUUAAUCAUUAGUACGUAGCGUAAGUAGUUUCGAAUAUUAUAUUUUCAUCGACCCCCCCACGUCGUCUCUCGUCGAUAUCGUUGCGACAUAUAGGUACGCAGACACUCGGUUUGCCGUCUCGACUCCAGCCCUCUGUACCUGCUGAACAUUAUGAGCUCGGAUAUAAGUACCAGAAAUCCCCAGGAAGAAUACGAGCUGAUUCAGAGGAUCGGUAGUGGCACGUACGGCGAUGUUUACAAAGCAAAGCGGAUUUCAACGUCGGGGUUAGCAGCUAUCAAAGUUAUCAAAUUAGAAGUCGGUGAUGAUUUUUCAAUUAUACAGCAAGAGAUAUUAAUGAUGCAAGAUUGUCACCAUUCAAAUAUCAUAGAAUAUUAUGGCAGCUAUUUACGUAGAGACAAAUUAUGGAUAUGUAUGGAGUAUUGUUCUGGAGGAUCGUUGCAAGAUAUUUAUCACAUUACUGGACCACUUACAGAACUACAAAUAGCAUACAUGUGUAGAGAAACACUUAAAGGACUUUCAUAUUUACAUACAAUGGGUAAAAUGCACAGAGAUAUUAAGGGAGCUAAUAUAUUGUUAACUGAAUGUGGUGAUGUAAAGCUAGCAGAUUUUGGGGUUUCUGCUCAAAUUACCGCUACAAUAAAUAAGCGAAAAUCAUUUAUUGGAACUCCGUAUUGGAUGGCACCUGAGGUAGCAGCUGUAGAACGCAAAGGUGGCUAUAAUCAAUUAUGUGAUAUCUGGGCAGUUGGGAUUACUUCUAUAGAGUUGGCUGAAUUACAACCACCAAUGUUUGACUUUCAUCCUAUGAGAGCUUUAUUUUUAAUGUCUAAAAGUGGUUUUAAACCUCCGACAUUAAAGGAUAGAGAUAAAUGGAGUCCAACAUUUCAUAAUUUUAUAAAAGUAUCACUGACUAAAAAUCCGAAAAAAAGACCAACAGCAGACAAGCUAUUAAUGCAUUCAUUUUUUUGUCAAGAAAUGAGUAAACGACUUGCUAUUGAUCUUCUACAAAAAGCAAGUAACCCUACUACUCAAUCAUUUGCAGAAAUUGAGCCUGAUGAUGAUAUAAUUUCUGAUGUUCCUCGGCGUAUUGCAUCUAGAGCAACUGUUGAUCACAGAGGUUCAAAUCUAUCUGAAGCAGCACAAUUACCUCACAACAGUAAAAAUGAAACACCUCUUCUGUUGGAAUCUAGAAAUUUGGGAAUGGUUAAUCUGAAAAAAAGCGUACUACGCAAUGAUGACUGUGAUAAUUUUGGAAGAUUAGACUGUAUUUUGACUGAAAAGAGUCUUCUGCAAAACAUAGAUGAAGAACUUAAACUGAGGGGAGAUUAUAAUCGUGUAUUUAAUGAAGAUAGGAAUGGAAGUUAUGAAGAUGUAUCUACUUUACCACUGACUGACAAAUGCUCCAUGCCACAUUCAUCUAGUCAAAAAUGUAAUUUUCCUAAUAAAGGCUGUGUUUACCAAAAUUUAAGAGAUAGUUCUUCGCCCUCUAGACAACAUAGUUCACUUGAUGAAAUUAUUGCAUUAACUACUUCUAAUGUUAGUGUAAAUGGACGUCAACGUUCAUUUAGCGACAGUGGAGGAGAAUGUCCUGAACCAGAUUUAUUAGCUGAUACACCUCCAGUACCACCACGUCGAAGAGACCGUAAACAACGAAAUUCUCCUCCUAAACCAAUUAGUAACGGUCUACCACCCACGCCUAAAGUGCACAUGGGUGCUUGUUUUUCCAAGGUAUUUAAUGGAUGCCCUUUAACAAUUUAUUGUACGGCUAGUUGGAUCCAUCCUGAAACUAGAGAUCAACAUGUAUUUAUUGGAGCUGAAGAAGGAAUCUACAAUCUUAAUCUAAACGAACUACAUGAAACUGCUAUUGAUCAGUUAUAUAAUAGACGUACAAUUUGGUUGUAUGUUAUAAAAGAUAUUCUAAUGUCCUUAUCAGGAAAAACUACCCAGUUGUUUAGGCAUGAUCUCUUAGCCCUUCAUGGUAAACAAAGCCAUAGGUUUUCUCAACAUAUGACUAGAAUUCCUGAACGAUUAAUGCCUAGAAGAUUUGCUCUUACCACCAAAGUGCCUGAUACCAAAGGUUGUAUAAAAUGUUGUGUUGGACGAAACCCAUACAAUGGUUAUAAAUAUUUAUGUGGAGCCAUGUCCAGUGGGAUUUUUUUAAUGCAAUGGUAUGAUCCACUUAACAAGUUCAUGUUGUUAAAGCAUUUUGAAUGUAAUUUACCAUCACCUUUAAAUGUUUUUGAAAUGGUCAUAACUCCUGAAUUAGAAUAUCCACUUGUUUGUGUUGGUGUGAAAAAACCAAUUGGACCUAUUAGAAAGUCUAUGAAUUUGAAAUUAGAAUUGAUCAAUGUCAAUACUGGUGCAUGUUGGUUUUGUUCUGGUGAAACAGAUGAUUCUGAUAAUACUGGUACUGUAAUUCAAAGAAGAGAUAUUAUGGAUGUUGUUUGUGUUUGCCAGUUGGAUACAGAUUCAUUUUUAAUAUGUUACAAGAAUGUUGUAAAAGUAAUUAAUUUACAUGGGAACCUGAAGCAAGAUAAAAAUCAAAUUAAUCAGCUUUAUUUUGACUUCACUGUAGAGUCAAUAGUUCGAUUAUCUGACAGCAUUUUGGCAUUCCAUAAGAAUGGUGUUCAAGGUCGUAGUCUUUUAAAUGGUGAAGUCACCCAAGAAAUAGUUGAUAAAAGUAGAACCUAUCGUCUUUUAGGUUCUGACAAAAUUCUGAUAUUGGAAUCACACAUGGUCUCUAAGAAAGCUGAUGACGGCGCAGACUUGUACAUCCUUGCUGGCCAUGAAGCCAGUUAUUAAAAUAUGUUAUUAUUAAAUAGACAUUAUGAAUAUUAUUAUUAUUUUUUUUUUAAUCAUUGUAAUUAUACGGUAUUAUACGUCCACUUUAUACGGAGAGACUUUACUCGUUAAUUCCUGUUAUGAUACAUUGUCAAAUAUAUUCCAUUAUUAUAUUA
Messenger RNA from Aphis gossypii (cotton aphid), 3395 nucleotides. RefSeq names its product mitogen-activated protein kinase kinase kinase kinase 3 (gene hppy). The coding region runs from base 592 to 3240 and encodes 882 amino acids. Gene Ontology annotation, molecular function: MAP kinase kinase kinase kinase activity; ATP binding. NCBI's taxonomy places the organism in Eukaryota, Metazoa, Arthropoda, Insecta, Hemiptera, Aphididae. The record is from RefSeq and is a predicted model, not a curated record. Gene Ontology annotation, biological process: protein phosphorylation. The transcript has 23 exons.